AUAUCAAUAAGAAGAGGUGGUUGAUAUAAACUUAUUAAAGUUUUAUAAGAUUACUAGAUUUUGAUAAUAAUUAUGCAUUAAUUAAUUCAUUAAACGAUUAUAAAUGUUAAUGACUUUAAAUUCAAAUUAUUUCAUUAUUUUAUAAUUUAUAAAUAUCCACAAUGGCGUCAACAAAUUUCCUAACAGUAAAAACUCAUCUCUCGGAGUUUAAAGGUAAUUCCGAUAAAGACACAAUGAGCGAGGCAUCCGAAAGUGGAACGAGCAAUUCCGUGACGUCAGCAGAAGACUUACAGAAAUUAGCAGUAAUACUUGGACUGAAUAGCGCUGAAGAUGUAUACCAGGAAAGAUUUCGAGUUGACAGGCGCCGAUUGGAAGCGAUGCUGGCUGACAAUUUGGAAGAAUCUCAAACUGCUCAAGCUUUUUUCCACAGAGUCAUGAAUGAAACAAAUACUUUAAUUAACUGGCCUGCCCGUCUUAAAAUUGGAGCGCGUUCAAAAAAAGAUCCUCACGUGCGUAUUGCCGGUCGACCUGAUGAUGUUAAGCUUGCAAGAGAGAAAAUUAUGCAAUUGCUGGAUACAAGAAGUAACCGUGUCACCAUGAAGAUCGACGUCAGCUACACGGACCACUCGCAUAUAAUCGGCAAGGGCGGUCUAACAAUAAAGCGCGUGAUGGAGGAAACCGGGUGCCACAUCCACUUCCCGGACUCGAACCGGACGAGCACGCAGGAGAAGAGCAACCAGGUGUCCAUCGCGGGCGACAUGGAGCGCGUGGAGCGCGCGCGCGCUCGCGUGCGGGCGCUAACGCCGCUGGUAUUCUGCUUCGAGCUGCCGAUCGUGGCGCCCUCCCAACCGCUGCCGGACAUCAACUCGCCCUACGUGCAGCAGAUACAGGAGCAGUACAACGUGCAGGUGAUGCUGCGCAACCGUCCCAAGCUGCACGCCAACCUGGUGGUGGUGAAGGGCGUGCAGUGGGAGGUGCUCGCCACCAUGGAGGCCACGGCGCUACUCAUGACCUACAUGUGCGGCCCGCUCGCGAGUCAAACCCAAGUCCAGAUGACGCUGGAGAUAUCGCCGAUGCACCACUCUGUUGUGGUGGGUCGUGGCGCGGAACAGCUGAAGGUCAUCAUGAAGGGCACCGGCACGCAGAUCAUGUUCCCCGACGCCGACGACCCCAACAUACCCGCUCUACGCAAGAGCUGUGUGACCAUCACCGGGCAGAUCAAAGACGUGUACGCCGCGAGACAGCAGCUGGUGGGCAGCCUCCCGCUGGUGGUGAUCUUCGACGUGUCUGAGGAGAACUGCCGCGUGGAGGGCGAGGCGGCGGCGCGGCUGAUGGCCAAGCACAACGUGUACAUCAGCGUGCGCCGCAAGCCCAAGCAGGGCAUCGCCUCCGUCGUCAUCAAGGGCAUCGAGCGCUGCGCCGGUGAUAUCUACGAGGCGCGCAGGGAAUUGCUUGGCGGGAAGGAACCAAACAUCACAGCGGAAAUACCUGAAUCCUACAAUAUUCCAUCCAUUACCAACACGAUGCCCAACUUUGGCGCGUUCAAUCCCUUCUCCCCGUCUCAUGCCAACAACAUCACCAACUCACCUUGCUCGCCUUACAAUCUUCAACUCAACGAGUUGGCGAAUUACGCCAACCUUGGUAGUCCGAUGUUUGGUCAUAAUCCUCCAACUCCUGGCGGGUACCCAACGCCCUUGUCUCCGGUGGCAAUGACGCCGCCAGUGUUUCCAAGUGGAUGGAUGGUGCCAAGCCCACAGCCUCGUCCUGGACAGUUCCACUUCCCGAACUUGACUCAAAACUCUGGUCCAGUUAUGUAUAAGAAUCACGGUUCUUGGCAUCCGCUUUCCGGCGCCCCAGAAAGCGGAGUAACACCGUGCCUUCAGCAUCCUCCAGACCACCACAGACACGUGUCGAUACUGAACUCCAGCUCGCAAGCUAGCAGCGGUUACCAAAGCAACUUCACCGGCAGCUCCGUGUCGCUCGAUGCCCAAAAUAUAUCUGGUAACACAAGAGGUGAUGGCAGCAACGUCGGCUCCCCCUCAGUGUCGCCCAUCAGCAAGACGCACAGUCCCACGCCGUGCUCGGAGAACGACCGCUCGCAACACGAGCUAGCGAACAUAAUCUCCGAGCUGCCAAUAUCUGAUCGUCGUGCUGUGGGCUGCGAGAAGAAGACCCUGGAGACCCUCACCAAAAUGUCGCCAUCCCCGCUGUCCGAAUACAGAAAGAUGCAGGCUGAAGCCAACAAGGCCAUGCGAGAGAACGUCGGCAGUGGUUACAGAGUACCAACAACCCGUUGGUCGGGUUUCUACUUCAGCCAUACAUCACCUGGACCUCUUAACUUGAGUGAUAAUGAAGGAAUGGUUACGCCUGAGAAAGGUCGGAACAGAAUGGAUCUAGUUCGUCCCAACAUAGUAGAAACGGCUCCGUCGCCGGCCGGUAACAAACCAUGCCGCUACCAGCAGUUGUAUGAACUGUUGAGGGAUAUCGGCCUGCAUAAAUAUAUUGAUUUAUUCAAGAAGCAUGAAUUAGACAUGUCUACGUUCGCGUCGCUAAAUGAAGCGGAUCUCACGGAGAUUGGUGUAACAGCCUUUGGCGCUCGCAGGAAGAUGCUGCUGGUCAUUGCGGAGCUGCAAAAACAGUCGAGCGCAUAUAAAGGUAACGUCCCAUCGACGGAGAGAAAAAUCAUCAAUUCGCCACCUCAAUAUAAUACGACUGCGCUGGCGCAGGACAAGUGGUAGAUCUACACAUGAUCUACAUUAUAAUGCUGCUUAUGAGACUGAAAAUAAUAUAUAAGUCUAUUAAAAAUGAACAGGUAAAAUUUUAUUAUGGGCGUAUGCGAUCAAUAUAAAAAGUUUAAAACAAAAUUAAAAAAUAUAUAUACAAGGUUUUUGAAAAUUAUUAUUAGGUGCAAUUGUCUAAAAGACGAAUAUUAAAUAAAGAAGCUUUUAGUUUCAUACGCAACAAUACAUUGUUAUCAUGUUAUAUUUAUUAUAAAAUAUUCUAAAUCCAGUAACGUCUAAUAUCAAAACUGUUUAUGACACAUGUUUUUCAACAAAUAAAUCUCGACAUCAACAGUUUUGAUACUUGACGCAACUGUAUGUAUAUCUUGCAAUCACAUCAAGCUCAAGACUAAUAAUUGACUAUAAGUUACCGUAACAUCAGUUACAAGUUGAUCUCGACGGUACAAAUCUCAAGACUGGUAGAAUGUAUCGAAAAUAAGAUUUAUGUGACAAUCGUGAGUAUGAGUUCUACAUUUUGUUAUUAGCAACAUUGAGAACAGUGACUGAUAUGAGCUUGUCUGUAUUGCGUUGAUUUUUUAUGAGAUUUAAAAAAAAAUAUGUAUUUUUAUAGCUCGAAGCGAUACGACAAUUUAGAUCUCUAUCAUAGAAUUCAUAGACAAGUUAAUUGUUGAAGUAAACCGGCAUAAUCGCCGUUAGUAUUAAGUUAUUAGUUAAAUUAAUCUAUAGUUAUUAUCGAGGGCAUGUUUUAUUUUAUGAUUUUUAACCCUUUUUUAUAUGCAUCUUAACAGAACAGGAUAUCCGGACUGAGUUUUUAUAUGAUCGUUUUAAAUCCACAUGCAGUUUUAAUUUUUGAUUUUAAUGUUACUUACAAAAAAGAAUACCGUUUUUGUUUUCGUAUUACUUUUAUCGAUUCUUGCCAAUUAUUAUCAAAUUCUUUUAUCAUCAUAUUUUGAAUAAUAUGUUUUAAUAAGACAAUUAAUAUUGGCGAUUGACAAAUUUAAUAUCAGCAUUGAAAAUUUAAAGGGAAUUGGACUGCAUUAUUUGACUUGAUUUUUUAAAUAGGACGCAUUUUAAACCAAAUAAUUCAGCGGUUACACGAGUGACGUCACACAUACAGUCACAGCUGAAACAUUUUAAUCGAUUAACAUAUAUUAUUCAAUCAUUGUGUUUGUGAUUUUUUUUACUUAAUAUUUUAUAAGUGCAUUUUGAUUUUAACCAUAUUAACAUGCUAAUUUAUUGAAUGCAGUGUCGUUAAAAUUCGUGUUUAGACUCUAGUAAUGUUUUGGUACAUAAUUAAUGCGAUAGUACAUUGUAAAACACCUAUACAACCAUGAAUUUAUGUAUCAAUCCAUGUACUUUUUAUAUAGUUCUCUUUUUAUAUGUAAUUUUUUUUUAAUCAUGAACUUGUGAUUAUGAUCAAUCGUUUUAAAGUAUGAUUAUGAGAUGUUUAGAAGACUAGUUUUACUAUGUAAGUGAUUAUGAAAUAAUAACUUUUAAUACUUAAUUGUAGGUGUUAUGUUUAUAAGGUCAUGCAUUCGCCCAUUUAUGUUUUUUAAUUUGUUUAAAGUUUAAAAGGAAGUUUUUGCACGAUUGUUUUUUAGUUUUG
Messenger RNA from Nymphalis io (European peacock), 4347 nucleotides. RefSeq names its product protein bicaudal C (gene BicC). Lineage: Eukaryota; Metazoa; Arthropoda; Insecta; Lepidoptera; Nymphalidae. Gene Ontology annotation, molecular function: RNA binding; protein binding. The record is from RefSeq and is a predicted model, not a curated record. The coding region runs from base 162 to 2738 and encodes 858 amino acids. The transcript is spliced from 20 exons. Gene Ontology annotation, cellular component: cytoplasm.